CCUUGUUAUUACCGAGGAUUGAAACGGCUAUGAAUUCCCGAUCAUUAUUAGUUGUUCUCGUCGUAUUAUUAUUCACUGGAGAAUUAUGCCAGUGCGAAGAUAGCAGCCUUCUUUCUAGACUAUCCAGCUCGAUCAUGCACAGCUUGAUGCAAACGCGCUUCUGGAUGGACCUUUGCGAUUGCCCGAAACUGGACAGACCCACCUGCGGAUCCAGAGGCAACGACCUCGUCACCUACACGAAUCGCUGCUACUUCGAGUGCGCCCGAUCGCAGGACCCCGCCUGGGCGCUCGUCUCCUCAUCGCCCUGCGACCACCGCAUCCCCUGAACCGCUCCCGCGCCAUUCGAUUACUUUGUAACCGACUUUAUAUAAGCGAGCUAUUGGCAAUAAACUGGUUCGUUGUAGAUGAAUUCGUGUUCCGUGUACGUUUUUCGUGUUGCAGCUGCAGACUCUCGCCAAGAAGGUGGUGACUGGCAUCCAGGAGGUGGCCUGCAGGAGCGGGAUGUGCUCCAGGUCGAAGCCCGAACUGUAUGUUGAUGUUUAGGACGGAAUAAACUGGUUUAACUUGU
This is a messenger RNA of Phyllotreta striolata, 568 nucleotides long. The record is from the annotation of a GenBank genome assembly. NCBI's taxonomy places the organism in Eukaryota, Metazoa, Arthropoda, Insecta, Coleoptera, Chrysomelidae.